AUGCUCUUUCGUGAUGGUGAGGAUACUUCUAUGUAUGACUUUAUUUCUAUGAAUGACUAUACUUAUAUAUCGAAUGACAUCCUAUCCGGUAAAUCUAACUUUCAUUAUCUUUUAGUUGAUGAUAAAUACCUUUAUACUUUAAGUAUCAAGCGUGAAGAUAUUAAUUAUAUUAGACCUGUUGAUGAAGUGGUGUUAAGGGCUCUUUCCAGGGCAUUAUAUGAUAUAUUUAAUACAUAUGUGAGUUUCCCACUUAUUCGAUCCGAAGAAUUUCAUAAUAAUUUCAUCAGUACAGUAGUUAGUUGGGAUAAAGUGGAUCGACUCCUCAUAUUUGAUCUAUCAUUAUCAAAAAGUACUAUGCCUCACCCUCUUCUUAUGAAGAAACUGAAAUCUUUCAUUUCAGAUGAUGUUGUUUUAUGCCUUAUUGCUAAUUUUUUAGCUAUGCCGAUAAAAUCGACGGAUGGUAUACUCUUAUCGAAGGAUGGAAUAGGAAUCCCACCAGUAGAUACUCUCGGUUCAAUGUUGCUCAGUCUCUAUAUGGAUGAAGUAGACCAGUGCUUCAAAACACUAUUUUCCAACUUCAAAUAUGUUAGAUACAUGGAUUUAGUAAUAAUUCCAAUGUAUUUAUGGGAGACGGAAAAUCAAAUACUAAUAUUUUAUCGCGCAUUGCUUGAAUUUGGAAUAAUUAGUGAUAUUUAUUGUAUACCGCCCGGUGGGUCAUCACUCUUAAAAUUGAAUGUGGAUGAUAUUUAUGUCUUAAACUUAAACAGAGAUGGAUCCAUAAAUGUAUAUUGUAAUCGCAUAUAUGAUAAAACAUACUACAACAAAGAAGAAGAAUCAGAAUUAAGAAUUUCAUUCAUCAAUAAUACAUUGAAAAAACUAAAUGUUAACUCUAAGUAA
Molecule: messenger RNA, 897 nt
Organism: Salvia miltiorrhiza (redroot sage)
Lineage: Eukaryota; Viridiplantae; Streptophyta; Magnoliopsida; Lamiales; Lamiaceae
Source: the annotation of a RefSeq genome assembly